AUGAAAUGUCCAGGGAAAUUUAAAGCACAGCUCCACGCUUCAUCCAUGGGAAAGACAGCGAAUGAAGAAAUAUACGUAGUGAAAAAUCUAGAGAGAAGUCUGUUAGGACGAAAAGCAGCAAUGGUACUGAAGCUAAUAAUGCAAGUAGACAAUGUGAACAAGAACGCCAGAGUAUUUGAAAAAUACCCAGAACUGUUCACCGGCCUUGGAAGAAUGAAGGACGAACACAGCUACAGCAUAAGCCUGAAAGAAGACGUCAAGCCGUUCGCUGUAACAGUGCCGAGAAAGGUACCCCUCCCCCUGUACAAGGAAACAAAAACAAAAAAAGAACUGGAGAAGAUAAGGAAACAGGAGUCAUGUCGAAAGUCGAGAGACCGACCCAAUGGUGCGCUCCCAUGA
Molecule: messenger RNA, 399 nt
Organism: Actinia tenebrosa (Australian red waratah sea anemone)
Lineage: Eukaryota; Metazoa; Cnidaria; Anthozoa; Actiniaria; Actiniidae
Source: RefSeq, a predicted model, not a curated record